AUGCCGCCAAAAUCACUCAAAAUACUAAAGAAGCUUGAAAAACUGACAAAGAAAGAUGGGAAGGUAUUCGACAAGGAGAUGGCGAGCUAUAUGGAACGUAUCGCUGACUUUCAGCACUUCGUUGACCGAAUCGACGACUGGUACAACAAAAAUGAAAAGAGGUAUCUGAAGUUCAUGUCGCUCUAUGGGGAGGACAUAAUUUCCGAGACAGAAUUUAAACUGGCUUUUCGAAAUUUGCGAACUCCUUUCUCUGAGCUGGAGCAGCAUAUAAUUUGUAGAAUGAUAGAUCCCGCUGCCACAGGUCGAAUAGAAUACUCUAAAUUGUAUGAAGGCAUCUGGAAGGCCUUGGCCAAUAAAUAUGUGGCUGACGAUGAUCCAAACAUAAUGGAUUUGGAUCGGCCGGAUAAAUGGUUCCUCGCCACCUUCAAGAUUCCUACAUUCGAGCCCCUUGACAUGCAAACUACUUUCGAGGCCCUCGUCAGCCAGGAUUACACUGGGUAUAUGCUGAGGGAGCUCAUUCGUACCAAGGUUCCCCAGUUGCCGACAAAAGCCAUUGUCGUCUUCACAGAGGCCAGCAAAUAUGCUGAAACGGUGAUAAAAUGCAAUCAGAGACUGGCGGAAUUUAAUUUCACUGGUGGCCCCAAGUGUGCGCCAACGGAGAUUAACCUUUAUUUUGACUACACCAUGGGCCGAGUUGACUGUCCAAUGGUCAGCACAGUGGAGUACUUUGGCAGAACGGAGAUUCCGAAAACGCAAUCAAAACCUGAACACAAUUGA
Molecule: messenger RNA, 777 nt
Organism: Spirometra erinaceieuropaei
Lineage: Eukaryota; Metazoa; Platyhelminthes; Cestoda; Diphyllobothriidea; Diphyllobothriidae
Source: the annotation of a GenBank genome assembly